Messenger RNA from Anopheles aquasalis, 1089 nucleotides. RefSeq names its product enoyl-CoA hydratase domain-containing protein 3, mitochondrial. Gene Ontology annotation, cellular component: mitochondrion. The record is from RefSeq and is a predicted model, not a curated record. Gene Ontology annotation, molecular function: hydro-lyase activity. NCBI's taxonomy places the organism in Eukaryota, Metazoa, Arthropoda, Insecta, Diptera, Culicidae.
AACAACAAACGGAACCCGAAACGUCAGACGGCGCUUAUCUUCCUGACCUCCUCCUCCGUACUCUCGUGUCCAGCCAAGAAAAAUCAGUGAUCGCGAAACGAACGAAAUAUGUUGUCCACCUCAACCAGAGCUUUCCGGAUGCUGUCCCAGCUUGGUGGGGCGACCGGCCGGAGGACACUUUCGACCUUCACCCAUCAGGACGGUGUCGGUACGGUGCUGCUGGAUAACGAAAAAACACGAAACUCCCUUUCCCUCGAUAUGAUGAACAGCAUCCUGAGGAAUAUCGUAGAGAACCAAAAUAACCCGGAACUCCGAUGCAUCGUACUAACGGCCAAAGGGCGAGUCUUCUCUGCCGGUCACAAUCUCAAAGAGCUCACACCGGAACAAGGAUCGGAGGCCCAUUUGCAAGUGUUUCGCAAGUGCUCGGAACUGAUCGAUGCGAUACGAUCAGCACCCGUUCCGAUCAUUGCCAAGGUGGAUGGUUUAGCGGCGGCGGCCGGAUGCCAGCUCGUGGCCUCCUGUGAUAUUGCUGUCUGCAGUGAUACUAGUAGCUUUUCUACGCCAGGAGCAAGUUUUGGGAUUUUCUGUUCCACGCCCGGCGUUGCCGUGGUACGCGCCGUCCCUCGGAUGAAGGCUGCCUACAUGCUCCUAACCGGGCUUCCGAUCGAUGCCAAGGAAGCUCUCGAUGCUGGCCUGGUCAGUAAGGUGGUACCGCAGGAUCGUUUAGAUGAAGAAGUAACGAAAAUCUGCAAUGCGAUCGCAUCCAAGAGCCGGCCGGUGAUCGAGCUUGGUAAACGGUUUUUCUACGAACAGCUGCCGCUGGACGUGAAAACGGCGUACGCUCGCGGUGAGCAGGUAAUGGUCGAUAAUCUGGCCACCAAGGACGGCUGUGAGGGUAUCCGUAGUUUUGUAGAAAAGCGUAAACCCAAAUGGACACACGAAGGCUAGCGCACGGGUCCCAUGUGUAAUUUCCAGCUGCAUUUACAAACAAAGCGAUCUAAAGAAGAGCGAUCCAUAGGAGUAUCCUGCUGUUUUAGCCACACAAUCUAAGCCUUAAUAAACAUAGAACCUAGGCUUUUUGUUACCGAA